Penaeus indicus is the source of this 1734-nucleotide messenger RNA. RefSeq names its product protein O-linked-mannose beta-1,2-N-acetylglucosaminyltransferase 1-like. Gene Ontology annotation, biological process: protein O-linked glycosylation via N-acetylgalactosamine. Gene Ontology annotation, molecular function: beta-1,3-galactosyl-O-glycosyl-glycoprotein beta-1,3-N-acetylglucosaminyltransferase activity. The transcript is spliced from 12 exons. Lineage: Eukaryota; Metazoa; Arthropoda; Malacostraca; Decapoda; Penaeidae. The coding region runs from base 1 to 1734 and encodes 577 amino acids. The record is from RefSeq and is a predicted model, not a curated record. Gene Ontology annotation, cellular component: Golgi membrane.
AUGCCCACGACCAGGACGAGGGACCGCCCACGAGGUAGGCGUGGCGAGAUCAUGGCUCAUGUUGGCAACCGCCUCGCCCAAGCGCCAAGGGCCAUACAGAUCUACGCGCAGCACGGAGCGCCCGCCACGCCCGACAACCUGCUGAAUCCCCAGUCGGGCGUGCACCUCCUGGUUCUGCACGAGACCUUUGGGCACGUGAUGGCGGCGCGGCAGUACUUCACGCAGCAGCCCGCGGAGCACCGGCGUUUCGUGCAAGGGCUGGCGUCCGUGCAAUCCGGGAGACUGGUUGUUGUUGCAGGCGUUCCUGAGUGGAUCAUGUUCCUCGGAGAAGACGCUGUAGCCGCCCUCACCGCCCUGGGCUCCUCGUGGGCGUCGCGGCUGGUCCAGGGAGAAGCGUGGGCGUGGGUGGGCGUGAAGGGCGUUGGGACGGUGGCAGAGGCGGUGUCUGUGAGGCGAGGUUUGGCGUAUCCUUCUCGUGAAAUCUGCGUCACUGCGCAUGUGGCUAAGACACCUCCGCGUGUGCGUUGCGAGUGGUACAAGAGACCUGAUUUAAGACGUCAAAUGACCUUUUGCGAGAAGUACGACGGGUACGGUGACCUCUGUUCGUGCGAUGACCCCUUCUUCCCGGAGGUUCGAAAGGUUCAGAUGGGUGGGGCUGUGACUAUACUCGUCGACGGAGCCCACGCAGAGACCAUCGCCUUGGCUGAAGUGCUGCAUCUGCCCGUCGUCGCCCACGCCCCCGAAAGCGCUAGAAACGAGCGGACGAACGCUAACAUCCGCUACGCCCUGCACACCGUCUUCGCUCGCUAUUCGACGGCGGACAAAGCCAUUCUGCUCGAGGACGAUUUGAUUCUGUCGCCCGAUAUAUUGAGUUACUUCCACCAAGUAUCCCGAAUCCUAGACAUCGAUCCUACAGUCUUCUGCGUCAACGCCUUCAGCAGUAAUAGCUACAAGGACACGGCCAGUGACCCUCGGCAGCUGCUGAGGGCGCGAACCUACCCCAUGUACGGCUGGAUGGUGACUAGAGCCUACGCGGAGGAAGUCGUAUAUAAAUGGGUGCCUCCGGGGGUAGGUGACUGGGAUUUCUGGCUCACCUGGGAAGACCUCAGGAAGAACCGAGACAUCGUGUUUCCGGAAGUGUCUCGAACCUUCCACGCGGGUUCAGCGGGGGUUCACGUCACGGGGUUCGAACAGGAGUCUGUGUUCAAUCGCAUGAUCUUCAACCGAGAGCCCGAGGUUCAGCUUGAAGAUGUUCGCGAAGUCGUCAGGGAGAGGUACGACGAGCGCUUGACCUUUGACCUGGAACGAGCCCUCGAGCUGACCCCGCCGAGGGACGUCUGCCGCAUGACCUGGGUUCCUCGCGAGUCGUCCGUUCCGGUGUCGGUCUACGUCUACGCAGAGAACACGAACGAUAAACACUGGGGUUAUCGGCUUUUCCUUUCGUGCUUCCUGACGUUCGACGAAAACACUCAUGAGAUCUACAAAGGUGUCAUACGGCUCAGGUGGCAUGGCACUGUCGUCUACCUGGUGGGCUGCCCUGCGUCACCCUUUUGCCGCCACCUGAGGACUGGCCAGCUGACCAAGCCCUCUCGCGACGACCUGGCUCGGGCGUCGGCGCACAGGGACGAGUGGGAGCAAACUUUCUUCGAGAAAAAUCCGAGGCUGUACCGCUCCAGGGCCGCCCCUCUCAACCAAGUGUUUAAUCUCACCGACAUUCUCUGGAAUGAUGGAUAG